Messenger RNA from Vanderwaltozyma polyspora DSM 70294, 1875 nucleotides. RefSeq lists its product as uncharacterized. Gene Ontology annotation, molecular function: ATP binding; protein serine/threonine kinase activity. Lineage: Eukaryota; Fungi; Ascomycota; Saccharomycetes; Saccharomycetales; Saccharomycetaceae. Gene Ontology annotation, biological process: intracellular signal transduction; protein phosphorylation. The record is from RefSeq and is a predicted model, not a curated record. Gene Ontology annotation, cellular component: cytoplasm. The coding region runs from base 1 to 1875 and encodes 624 amino acids. The transcript has a single exon.
AUGGGUGCUGAAGAACAUCAUACUAGUCGUACUAGCAGUAAUGGUAGUGGGUCCCAUAAGUCCCAUAAUCACCAUCGACACCACAGUCGCCGUGCUUUAUCAGAUGGGUCAAGGAUAGGUAACUAUCAGAUUGUCAAGACCUUAGGUGAAGGUUCAUUUGGUAAAGUUAAGUUGGCGUUUCAUGUGACUACUGGUCAGAAAGUAGCUUUGAAGAUUAUUAAUAGGAAGGUUUUGUCUAAAAGUGAUAUGCAAGGUAGAAUAGAAAGAGAAAUUGCAUAUCUUAGAUUGCUGAGACAUCCUCAUAUCAUUAGACUAUACGAUGUGAUCAAAUCCAAAGACGAGAUCAUUAUGAUUAUCGAGUAUGCUCACCAUGAGUUAUUUGAUUAUAUUGUUCAAAGGGAUAAGAUGAGUGAAAAUGAAGCUCGUAAAUUCUUUCAACAAAUCAUCAGUGCAGUAGACUAUUGUCAUAGACAUAUGAUUGUUCACAGAGAUUUAAAACCUGAAAAUUUGUUAUUAGAUGAGCAUUACAAUGUGAAGAUUACGGAUUUCGGUUUAUCUAACAUUAUGACUGAUGGUAAUUUCUUAAAGACUUCUUGUGGUUCUCCAAAUUAUGCUGCCCCCGAAGUUAUUAGCGGUAAACUUUAUGCAGGUCCUGAAGUUGACGUUUGGUCUUGUGGUGUUAUCCUGUACGUCAUGUUAUGUCGUCGUCUGCCUUUUGAUGACGAGAGCAUUCCAAUUCUAUUCAAGAAUAUCAGUAAUGGUAUUUAUACAUUGCCAAAUUUCUUAUCAGAUGGAGCAGCUAGUUUGAUUAAAAAAAUGUUGAUUGUAAACCCAAUUAACAGAAUUAGCAUUAGUGAAAUUAUGCAAGAUGAAUGGUUCAAAGUAGAUUUGCCUACCUAUUUGUUAUCUCAUGAAACCGCUAAACAAGAGGAUGAGCCAAAGAAAGAGUGUAAGAUUGACAAUGACGAACCUAUUGACGAUGAAGCAGUAACAAUUUUAUCUCAAACUAUGAAUUACGAAAAGGAAGAAAUUCAUGAGGCUCUUAAAUCUAAAUCAACUGAUAAUCCAAGUCAUAACGAAAUUAAAGAGGCGUAUUUGUUGAUCAAAGAAAACCAAAACUUGAUAAGAGAUUUACAAUGUGAUAAGACCAAGAGUAAUGAAUUGGAUACAUUUUUGGCACAAUCGCCACCUUCAUUUCAAAUGAUGAAUAAGAAAGAAAAACUGGAGAAAUCUAAUAAUCCACUAGGUUAUCCUGAUUCUCAAAGACCGAUCUAUAUUAGUUCUUCCAAACAUCGGUUCAUCAAAGAAGAUGACAAUCAGCAAAGGACCUAUUUACCUAGAACAUUUUCUGAUGAGGAAAAUACUCCUGACUCUACGGUUGCAAUUCUUCCAACUUCAUUGCCUCAAAUCCAUAGAGCAAAUGUCAUAUCACAAGGAUUGGUAUCGCCAUCAAAUGCCCCAAGUGCACCUUCUAAAAAAUCAAGAACCAAGUGGCAUUUUGGUAUAAGAUCAAGAUCGUAUCCAUUGGAUGUAAUGAGUGAAAUCUAUGCUGCAUUACAAACAUUAGGAGCAGAAUGGGCAAAACCUUCGGAAGAAGAAUUGUGGACUAUUAAGGUGAGAUGGAAGUAUGACUGUUGUUCUGUGACUAAUUUGGAACAUGUGCCUGAUGUAAUGAAGAUGAUUGUCCAACUUUUCCAAAUAGAAACUAAUAACUAUUUGGUAGAUUUUAAAUUUGAUGGUUGGGAAUACAGUGAUGGAUCUCUUCUACAACACAGCACUAUUUCCGAUGAAGAAAUGGGAGCCUAUUCGGCAUACCCAUUUUUACGUCUAGCGACAAGGUUGAUUAUGGAACUUGCCGUAAACAGCAGAGGCUGA